Molecule: messenger RNA, 1744 nt
Organism: Entelurus aequoreus (snake pipefish)
Lineage: Eukaryota; Metazoa; Chordata; Actinopteri; Syngnathiformes; Syngnathidae
Gene: atf1
Product: activating transcription factor 1
Exons: 7
Coding region: 304-1119 (271 amino acids)
Biological process (GO): regulation of transcription by RNA polymerase II
Cellular component (GO): nucleus; ATF4-CREB1 transcription factor complex
Molecular function (GO): protein binding; RNA polymerase II cis-regulatory region sequence-specific DNA binding; DNA-binding transcription factor activity, RNA polymerase II-specific
Source: RefSeq, a predicted model, not a curated record
GUGGUGACGUGCGCCAUGCUCUGUGACGUACUUUGUCACAGAGACUCUGCCGUACGAGGCCCAAAUUAAUGACGUCAGUUUUUUUUUCUGUGGGACACUUAUUGAUCUUAGAUAUUAUUUGGGAGCAAUUUUGGCCCUGGAUACAAGCUAGCUUGUAUCUGUAGCUUUUAUUCAAAAACAUUUUUUUUUUAACCAUACCCGCGAAGUAACUUUCCAUAAUAUUUUGCGGUGUGAAAAUUACAACCACAACCAAUUCGACAAACUCCACGCCGGGAUCGGGAGCAGCUACGCGGCCUGUGAAAGAUGUCACUUGGUGGUUCUCCUGUGACCGUCGUCCAGCUGCCAGGGGGUCAGUUACAGGUGCAAGGAGUGAUCCAGUCUCCUCAGUCGUCGGUCAUUCAGGCCCCACAGGUGCAGACUUCGCAGGGUUCAGAUAGCGACGAUUCACAUGAUUCUUCAGACAGUGGAGUUACACCGCAAAAAACCAGAGAGCUACUGGCCAGACGGCCGUCAUACAGAAAAAUCCUCAAUGAACUUUCAUCCGAGGGACUACCACCCACCGAGGGGAAGGACAGCUCGACCACCUCAGGAGUGUCGGGUGUGACCAUACCUGCACCCAUCUACCAGACCACCACUGGCCAGUACAUCACCGUAACUCCUAAUGGAACCAUCCAGCUGACAAACCCAGGACCUGAUGGCGUUCAGGAACUGCAGGUGGCCAUGGCCAACCCUACUGGAGGCCAGCAGGGGACAACCAUCCUCCAGUAUGCUCAGACCCCCGACGGCCAGCAGAUAUUGGUACCAAGUAACCAGGUCGUUGUGCAGGGAGGAGAAGUACAAACGUACCAAAUUCGCACGGCGCCGACAUCAGGCUCUCUGCCUCAAGCCUUAGUGAUGGCCUCAUCCCUAGGUCUGUCUCAGAGCAAACCCGAUGAUCCAACAAUGAAGAGGGAAAUUAGACUCGCAAAGAACAGGGAAGCAGCCCGCGAGUGUCGACGAAAGAAGAAGGAAUAUGUCAAAUGCCUGGAGAACCGAGUGGCCGUGCUUGAGAACCAAAACAAAACCCUGAUCGAGGAGCUCAAAACUUUGAAAGAACUUUAUUGUGUCAAAACUGGAUAACGUGUUCAAGCGCAGAGACGAGUUGGGCUUUCAGCUCUUUGGAUACGAUCAGGUUUCUUGGAACACUUCAGGUUGAGAUCCUCCAUCUUUUUACGUUUUGCUUGAUAUAACAAUCAGAUAUAUACUUUUAUAUAUCUAAACAAAAGAAUUUGGACAUUUUUCCACUUAUUUUUUUGUAUUUACUAAUGCUAUAACAUUUAUAGUUGUGUAUAUUUUUAAACGGCAGAUUUGAAAUAAUGAGCUUUUUUUAGUCUCAAUUUCUGAAUGUCCUUUUCUGGAUUUGUCUCAUUUCUUGCUUGUGUUUUUAAAAUAAUGUUAUUGGGGUUUUCUUUGUUGUGUAGGUCUCCCAAUAACAUUCACAGAACUUGUGUUAUUUCUUAAUGAAUUGCUACACAGCAGUGUCUCUUAUUCCCAAUAAGGAAAUGUUACAGUUUUCAUUCCUUAUUUUUGUACAAUGGGAGGAAAAGGGUAAAAAAUAUAUAUGAAUGUGCAAGUCUUUCUUGGCCCUUACCUAGACAAUGAGGGCGAAGCACAUUUUGUCCAAGUGAUAUUUUAUUUGGUCUUGAAAGGUGCGAAGAUGCGGAACAAUGUUUGAAAUGUUGCUGAUUCUGUAAGUAAAUAAUAU